CUGCUUACUUCGCUCUGUUUGCACAAUAUCGUGGAAGGGGACAUUUCACAAAUGAACGCCAAGCUGCUGUCCGUGUCCUUGCAACACUUCACUGGAACGGUAAAGCUCGAGGCUUCACUUGGAAUACCUUCAUCAGUCGCCUUAUUGGAGCCUUCAACGACCUCGAGUUGAACGGUGAUCCACGCUCUGAUGCAAAUAAGGUUGACGUACUUCUCGAGAAAACUGUUGGAGAUUCUUCCCUUUCCAAUGGAAGAUCACACAUUACAGGAGAUGCCGUUCUCCGAUCCAAUUUCCAAGGUGCCAUCAAUUAUUUAACAACACAAGUCUUAGCUGCCGGUAACGACAACACCCAGCGCCGCAAUCGACAACUUGCUGCCUUUACUUGUGGUGGUGGCGGACGCGGUGGUGAUGGUAGAAGUGGAGGUCGUGGCCGAGGAAAUGGUGCCACAAAUCGCCUGCAAUCGAAUGUACCAGAUCGCUUUAGCUGCAAUGGGAUACUACUAAAUGAUGGAGGUUAUUCAAAUCAAAUCUGGAGAGAGGAGUUUACACAAGAAGAAAGAAAGAUUUGCUUAGAAAUGCGUCGCAACCGUCGCAAUGGUGGUGGUCGUGGCGGAAGAGGCCGUGAAGGCCGUGGUGGUCGUGGUAGAGGUCGUGGUAUCAGCGCUGUCCAUGAUGGACGAGCUGAUCAGGAAGAAACAAAAGAAGAUAACAACGAUGGGCGUGGGGCAGGUGCAGGAAUGAGUCGUCGCCGUCGCAACAAUCGUGACGAUGAUUGA
Molecule: messenger RNA, 776 nt
Organism: Cylindrotheca closterium
Lineage: Eukaryota; Bacillariophyta; Bacillariophyceae; Bacillariales; Bacillariaceae
Source: the annotation of a GenBank genome assembly